CAGCGCAGCAGCAAAAGGGAAACCAAGGACACACACACACAAAAAGACUUCCAACGAAAUCAUAAGGAAAUAAUCUAUCUGAGCAUCCACUCGUUGGUCUAAAAGACUUUAACGAUCCUAAGCCCCACCACCCCCCCCCGGACCGGAGCACCACCGUCUCCGUGAAGCCGCGCAAACACCCCGAGUGUUUUUCUUUUUUUGGUUUUCCGCACAGACGCAGACGGCUCCGUCCUGCUCGGCAGCGGCCUCCAUUUUAGCUUCUUGCCCGGUCGGCGCCUCACGUGUCCUGGACUGUCUUCCUCACAUGACCCGUGUGUUUGUCCCCGUGAUCAGCGCUUCCAUCUCCGUAAAUCAGUGUCGUUGAAUAUCGGCGUUUUACACCCGCGAAACCUUCAUGGAUAUGCUGGAGCAGAGUCUGGACAGCUCGGCGAGUCACGACAAACAGGAAACAGAAGAGGUGGUGCAGUUACAGGAAGGAGAGGCCGUGGGGACGGAGGAGCAGACCGCAGUGACCAUCACCGGUGUCCCGCAGGCUGCGUUCGCCGACCACAAUGUGCAGUACCAGUUCCGCACAGAGAACAGUGGAGGGCAGGUGACCUAUCGCGUGGUUCAGGUGACAGACGACCAGUUAGAAGCAACAGCUGACGGAACCGGAGCCGUCAGCGUCGUCUCGACCGCGGCGUUUGCCGGAGCCCCUCAGGCAGUGGCGCAGGCUGUUAUCCAGAACCCCUUCAGCAAUGGAGGCAGUCCGGGCGGGGAGACUGUGGGAGGAGAGACACGUUUCGCUUAUUUCCCCGCCGCCACCGUCAGCGAUGGAACAGCCACGGCCGUGUCGGUGCAGGCCACCGCCGACCCAGCGAUCACACAGGCAGGAGGUCAGUUUUACGUGAUGAUGAGCCCCCCUGAAGUGCUGCAGACGACGGCCCCUCGUACCAUCGCACCACGCACACACACCUACACCGCAGGCCUUGGUGAAAGCGAGAUGUUGCAGCAUGGCAGUACAAACUGGAAGGUGGAGGGUCCACGGGCGCCCAGAGACGAGAGGCGAAGAGCACAGCACAAUGAAGUGGAGAGAAGACGACGAGACAAAAUUAACAACUGGAUUGUCACACUUUCAAAAAUCAUCCCUGACUGCAGCGUAGACAGCAGAACUGGAGCGAGUAAAGGAGGCAUCCUGUCGAAAGCUUGCGACUACAUUCGAGAGCUGCGUCAGAACAACCAGCGACUGCAGGAGAGCUACAAGGAGGUGGAGCGAGUCGAGAUGGACAACGAGCUGCUCAGACAACAGAUUGAGGAACUGAAGAACGAUAAUGCACUGCUUCGGGCGCAGCUACAGCAGCACGGCAUAGAAGUCAACGGAGAUGCAACGCCGCAGUGAUAGUGUACUGGACACAUGAAACAUCACAAACACAAUGUCGCAUCCUCCCACCCACCUGAACAAUAGCAGGAAAGGAAUAACGGCGAGCGACAACAGGACCGCCAAAACACGCGGGAGCAGCACACUGAAGGACUGCAAACUGAAAACGCCUCCUCCACCUCCAGCUGCUCAAAGGCUGAGCGCUCUGAAAUCCGUUAACUGUGUAGCUCACUGAACCUUUCAUCUCUGCUUCGAGGAGCACCGCCUCUGCACGGCAACACCACCACGCUUGCACCAAACGUACUUUUUACUUUAAAUUAUAAACCUGCCAUAGAAAAUUUACUUUUAAUGAUUACACCUUUUUAUUGUACUGCAAACGCCCACUUGUUCCCUUUUUCUUUUUUCCUCUUUUUUUGUUGACAUUUGCUUUUUGAAACUACUAAAUGUGACAUGAAUGAUAGCUCCCAUUUGCUUUUAAUUUAUUAGUCUUUCAGGUAUGUGUGCACAGAAAGGAAAAGCUAAUUUCUGAAUUUACUCUUAGCACAGAAACAAAUAAUGGGCAAGUCGGAUAUUUUGAUUGCGCUCACCAACGUUUCUGUUUACUCUCAGUGGAUCACGUGUAUAUAUGUUAAUCUGAGUGACUUUUUAAAUUUUCUUCCUUUUAACACUGACAGCCCAAGAACCAGGCAGAGCUCACACACUUUGUAAACACUGUCCAACGUCAGUAAAUUCAAAGGCUACAAUACAGUGAAAGCAAACGCAGCUUUGAGAGCACAUUUCUAGUGCAAGGCCUUAAUAGAAGCCUGUUGGAGAAUCUAGGUGUUAACAUAGCUCAGGUAAUUGGGAUAGUGCACUGGCAAGUGGUUCCCAGACUCAAUGAAGUCUUUACAUGUAGAGUUCAGAUCUCUGGUGUGUGUGUGUUCCCCCCCCCGUUAGGUGCAAUGUACAGAUAAAUGAGCAUGUGGAGACGAUUUUCAGCGUGUGAGUCGUUUUUAACGGGCAUUAAAAUAUAGUUUGUUUGUAUAUCUGCUAAAUAGGUAACAGGUGUAAUGCACUGAAACAGAGGAACAGCCACGAGAGGUUUGAGACCGGCCUCUGUUUGGCCUACUAGUCCUGCUGCAUUUUUAGUGGACACCCGAGGCGGCUUUUUUUUUUCCUUUUUUUUUUUUUGCAAUAUUCCCUAAUUCUUUAAAAGUUUGGGAACUUUGGGAAGCGUUGCUGCUGACAGAAGACCUUGAAACAACUGCGGUCAGGAAUAUGUUGAGGAUAGUUUUGGUGUGAGUGAUGAUAGUUGUAAUUAACCAGCUUUUGUCACCACAGCAUGGAAAUAUAACCACUGGCAUGACUAAUUCUAAAACUACAAUAAAACAAACGCGUUUAUACUUGA
Molecule: messenger RNA, 2744 nt
Organism: Scatophagus argus
Lineage: Eukaryota; Metazoa; Chordata; Actinopteri; Scatophagidae
Gene: usf2
Product: upstream transcription factor 2, c-fos interacting
Exons: 11
Coding region: 395-1378 (327 amino acids)
Biological process (GO): regulation of transcription by RNA polymerase II
Molecular function (GO): RNA polymerase II cis-regulatory region sequence-specific DNA binding; DNA-binding transcription factor activity, RNA polymerase II-specific; protein dimerization activity
Source: RefSeq, a predicted model, not a curated record